Messenger RNA from Babjeviella inositovora NRRL Y-12698, 192 nucleotides. RefSeq names its product Crd2p (gene CRD2). The annotation marks the transcript as partial. The transcript has a single exon. Lineage: Eukaryota; Fungi; Ascomycota; Pichiomycetes; Serinales. The record is from RefSeq and is a predicted model, not a curated record.
UGUUCCUGCGCCGCCCAGGCCACGUGCUCCUGCGGCAAGAAGGCCGCUCAACACUGUGAUUGCGAGAGAGCCUCCACCGAAAACGUCAAACCCGCGGACAACGAGUCCUGCAACUGCGGCCAAAGAAAAAAGGGCGAGUGCACCUGUGGUGGCUCUGCCGAGUGCGAGCCGAGAGAAGGUGAAGUGUCCUUU